ACCGAUAAUGGGAGAAACUACUCACACGUUACCAGUAGCAGCGAUUGAUAGAGUAAAGUAAAGAAAAAGAUUGUAAAAGCGCUGAAAAGGAGAAGAGGGCAUUAUCGUUGUCUCUUAGGCAAUUUGCCAUGUCCAUGUCGAUGGUUCACCCUUCGGUUCAUCCAAUCGAAGCACCACCCAUGACUGAGCAUGCAAAUGCAAUUGCUAUGCCCAGACACAGCUUGAAAGACACGCAGGGCAUGCCUGGCACCCUCGGCGGUUUCCUCUUGCGCCUCCUUCAGUUCUCCUUCGCUCUCGUUUCCCUCUCUGUCAUGGCCACCACCUCCGAUUUCCCUUCCGUCACUGCUUUCCGCUACCUAGUUGCUGCUGUCAGUCUGCAAAGCUUGUGGAGCCUCUCUUUGGGAAUUGCUGAUAUAUAUGCCAUUUUAGUAAGACGUGGCUACCGAAAUUCUAGAAUUGUCAGCUUAUUCUCUAUUGGUGAUGGGAUUACCUCAACACUUACAUUUUCUGCAGCCUGUGCUUCAGCUGGUAUCACAGUCCUCAUUGGCAAUGAUCUGAAUGAUUGUGCGCAGAACCAUUGCAGCCGGUUUGAGACAGCAACAGCCAUGGCAUUUAUGAGUUGGUUUGCUGCUUCACCCUCAUUUAUUUUAAAUUUCUGGACGCUGGCCUCCAAAUAGAAGCAGAGCAGCAAGGAAGGUUUUCAGCUAUUUAUGUAUGGCAUAAACUUUGAGGAUUGAUGGCCCUGAUUGUUGCAAAUUUUAUUCAUGGGCCUUUUUGAUCCUUCUACAAUUCAAGGCAUGAGCUUUAAAACUUUAGCUGUAAUGUUUAUAAUUUUUCAAAUGAUGAACAGUAAUUUUCCAUGUAAAAUGUCUACCUGGGACCACAUGAAGUUAGGAAGUGGGAGUUACCUUAUGCAACAUACCAAUAAUUCAGACUGAGCAUGAUGUGGAUGAAUUUACUCUAGUCUAGCACCCAGAGCAAAUAAACUCCAUUUCUCUACCUAGAGACAUGAAAUUGUACAAUUCUAGCAGUUGGACUCGUGAGAUUGACAAGAUCCUAAAUAAGCAUGCCUACUUUCAGUUAUGCAUUGAGUCAAAUUUAAAGAUUAUACAAUUGAUGCACAUUCACCCACUACAGUUGUCUAGCACAGGACCAAGAGGAAAAGAAGGAAAGGAGGACAAAAAGAAGGAAGUCGAAUAUAAAAAAUGAAUGUAGCACUAACAGCAAUGUGCAAUGGUAGCCAGCAUUCAUGACGCUACAUGGGAUGUUGCAAGGUUGUAAGAACUCCAAAAGAGGCAAACAAGAUUAAAGGGUACGAUGGCAAUGUAUAAAGUAUUAUAUUACUCAUUUUAUUGCAAGAGCUAAGCCUUUAUAUAAAGAAAUGUU
Abrus precatorius (Indian licorice) is the source of this 1386-nucleotide messenger RNA. RefSeq names its product CASP-like protein 5A2. The coding region runs from base 129 to 677 and encodes 182 amino acids. Gene Ontology annotation, cellular component: membrane. The transcript is spliced from 3 exons. The record is from RefSeq and is a predicted model, not a curated record. Lineage: Eukaryota; Viridiplantae; Streptophyta; Magnoliopsida; Fabales; Fabaceae.